Messenger RNA from Aspergillus chevalieri, 861 nucleotides. RefSeq lists its product as uncharacterized. Gene Ontology annotation, biological process: water transport; glycerol transmembrane transport. Lineage: Eukaryota; Fungi; Ascomycota; Eurotiomycetes; Eurotiales; Aspergillaceae. Bases 1 to 861 code for a protein of 286 amino acids. Gene Ontology annotation, cellular component: plasma membrane. The record is from RefSeq and is a predicted model, not a curated record. Gene Ontology annotation, molecular function: water channel activity; glycerol channel activity. The transcript is spliced from 2 exons.
AUGUUCCAUAAUUUGACUGCCUUUUCACGGAGGGACUUGAAGCCCUAUAUCGCCGAGUUCCUUGGGACUGCCCUCCUAAUUGUCAUUGGAGACGGAGUGGUCGCUCAAUGCCUUCUCUCUGAUUAUCGUUAUGGCACCUGGCUAUCAAUCAACAUUGCCUGGGCAGCAGCAGUCACUCUUUCUGGCUAUCUCUCCGAUCCCAGUCCUACCAUCAACCCCGCCGUCACAAUCUGCCUGGCCCUCGUUCGUCCGUCUCCGGGACAGUGGCAGAAGCUACCAGGCAAGCUGUUUGCCCAGUUUUUUGGUGGCUUUGUUGGUGCCGCCAUCGUAUAUAUCAACUACUGGUCAGCCAUCAAGGACUGGGACCCUGAGUACACCAUUCCCGGUGGUUCGAUUCUGAGUCCGCAAGGACACCAUUCAGCAGGCAUCUUCGCGACCUAUCCUGCCGACUUCUUCUUUACUAACUGGCAGGCCGCAUUUUCCGAAUGGCUUGGCUCUGCGGUGCUCAUGUUCGGAGCUCUCAGCAUCGGAGACCCGGCUAAUGCCCUUCGCUUCCACUCAUCUCAACUCUCCAUGUUUCUGCUCCUUCUGGCCAUUGGUACCUCGUUGGGCUGGCAGACUGGCUAUGCCAUUAACCCUGCGAGAGACUUUGGCCCGAGACUAUUCUCCGCAAUCAUCUAUGGUAGAGAGGUGUUCACCUCAGACAACUACUAUUUCAUCGUCCCUAUCAUCGCUCCAGUUAUUGGCUGUAUCACGGGAGCCACAGUCUACGACUCUCUUCUCUAUGAGGGAGACGGGUCUCGCGUCACGGACGCAGUGAACAAAGUGGAGGAGCGAAAUGGAGCUCUUCGACUGGAUUGA